Molecule: messenger RNA, 816 nt
Organism: Sclerotinia sclerotiorum 1980 UF-70
Lineage: Eukaryota; Fungi; Ascomycota; Leotiomycetes; Helotiales; Sclerotiniaceae
Exons: 2
Coding region: 1-816 (271 amino acids)
Source: RefSeq, a predicted model, not a curated record
AUGACAGAUACAUGGCUGUGGGAGAAUCUCGCACCAGCAGAGCAUAUUUUACUCUUCAAUAGCGAUAGCAUGUUGUGUUCCAAUGCAGCAACGAGUGUCGAUGACUUUUUCGCUUAUGACUUGAUUGGGACACCGCUUAAGGAUAAGGGACAUAGAGGGGGCUUGAGUUUACGGAAAAGGAGUAGUAUGUUAAGGGUUUUGGAUGUUUGGGACUUUGCUGAGGAGGUCAAGAAGCAGGAGGACGAGAAGAAGAAGAAAGAGGAGAUUCGGAAGAAAAAAGAGGAAGGACAGAAGAAGAAAGAGGAAGAACAGAGGAAAAAGGAGGAGAAAGCGAAGAAGAAGAAAUUGGAGGACGAAAAGAAGAAGCUGGAAAAUGAAAGAAAGAAGAUGAAGGGAAAGGGUCAAAAUGAUAGCAAGAAGGUGGGAAGGGGCAAGCAAGAUGGCAAGAAGAAGCAAGAGAAGGAAAAUGGAAAGAAGAGUGAGAAUAGGGAACGGAAAGAGGAGGAACCAGAGGAAGAAAUGGCAGAAGAUCAGUGGUUUCAAGAAAAGUUACGCAAGCUACAAGAUGACGAAGAGAACCUUGGUAUCGAUCCAGAAGAGGAUGGUGCAAUUAAUUUACCUGCCGAAGAAGUUGUUCGUACAUUCAGUGUUGAAUCCAUCGAUUAUCCACACCCAUUGGGAUUACAUCGCGUGCACAAAUGGAAGGAAGAUCAGAUGGAUAAAUUACUUGAUUGGUGUCCCGAAUAUAGAUUGUGUUCUGUACCGCACCAUGGAAGGGAAUUUCCUACAUUUGAAAAUGGAGGAGUGGGAUGGUAA